Tupaia belangeri chinensis (Chinese tree shrew) is the source of this 1194-nucleotide messenger RNA. It is a transcript of the gene NMUR2, whose product is annotated as neuromedin U receptor 2. The transcript is spliced from 4 exons. Gene Ontology annotation, biological process: neuropeptide signaling pathway. Bases 1 to 1194 code for a protein of 397 amino acids. NCBI's taxonomy places the organism in Eukaryota, Metazoa, Chordata, Mammalia, Scandentia, Tupaiidae. The record is from RefSeq and is a predicted model, not a curated record. Gene Ontology annotation, cellular component: plasma membrane. Gene Ontology annotation, molecular function: neuromedin U receptor activity.
AUGGCAGUGAUGGAAAAACUUGGGAAUGCUUCCUGGAUCCAACAGCAAGACCUGGAUGAUCCAUUCAAGAAAUACCUGAACAGCACUGAGGACUACCUGGCCUUCCUCUGCGGGCCUCGGCGCAGCCAUCUCUCCCUCCCUGUGUCUGUCGUGUAUGCACUGAUUUUCGUGGUAGGGGUCGUUGGCAAUCUCCUGGUGUGUUUGGUGAUUCUGCGGCACCAGAGUAUGAAAACACCCACCAACUACUACCUCCUCAGCUUAGCAGUCUCUGACCUCUUGGUCCUGAUUCUUGGAAUGCCCCUGGAAGUCUAUGAGAUGUGGCACAACUACCCCUUCCUCUUUGGGCCCCUGGGCUGCUACUUCAAGACCUCCCUCUUUGAGACUGUGUGUUUCGCCUCCAUCCUUAGUGUCACCACGGUCAGCGUGGAACGCUACGUGGCCAUCCUCCACCCGUUCCGUGCCAAACUGGAAAGUACCCGGCGGCGGGCACUCAGGAUCCUGGGCAUCGUCUGGUGCUUCUCCGUUCUCUUCUCUCUGCCCAACACCAGCAUCCACGGCAUCAAGUUCCACUACUUCCCCAAUGGGUCCCUGGUCCCAGGGUCGGCCACCUGUACGGUGGUCAAGCCCAUGUGGGUCUACAAUUUCAUCAUCCAGAUCACCUCCUUCCUCUUCUACGUCCUCCCCAUGAUUGUCAUCAGUGUCCUCUACUACCUCAUGGGGCUCAGACUAAAAAAGGAUAAAUCUUUUGAGCCAGAAGAAAUGAUUGCAAAUAUUCAAAGACCCUCCAGAAAAUCAGUCACCAAGAUGCUGUUUGUCCUAGUCUUGGUGUUUGCUAUCUGUUGGACUCCAUUCCAUGUGGACCGACUCUUCUUCAGCUUUGUAGAGGAAUGGACUGAAUCCCUGGCUACAGUAUUCAAUCUUAUCCAUGUAAUAUCAGGUGUCUUCUUCUACCUAAGCUCAGCUGUCAACCCCAUUAUCUAUAAUCUACUGUCUCGCCGCUUCCGGGCAGCAUUCCGGAAUGUGAUCUCUCCUUCCUGCAAACAGUGGCACUCCAGGAAUCACCCACAGGUACCACCUGCCCAACGAAACAUCUUCUUGACAGAAUGCCACCUUGUGGAACUGACAGAAGACGCAGGUCCCCAGUUCCCUUGUCAGUCCUCUAUCUGUCCAUCCCCAGCUCUCACCUCCCCAUAG